This is a messenger RNA of Antrostomus carolinensis (chuck-will's-widow), 1489 nucleotides long. RefSeq names its product transforming growth factor beta receptor 2 (gene TGFBR2). Gene Ontology annotation, molecular function: transforming growth factor beta receptor activity, type II; metal ion binding; ATP binding. Gene Ontology annotation, cellular component: plasma membrane; signaling receptor complex. The annotation marks the transcript as partial. Gene Ontology annotation, biological process: cellular response to growth factor stimulus; protein phosphorylation; cell surface receptor protein serine/threonine kinase signaling pathway. The transcript has 7 exons. NCBI's taxonomy places the organism in Eukaryota, Metazoa, Chordata, Aves, Caprimulgiformes, Caprimulgidae. The record is from RefSeq and is a predicted model, not a curated record.
GGGCUUCUUCUAUACGGUUAAAAUCAUUGGGAGUUUUGCCACUGAUACAAUGGCAAUAAGAUCAGAGACCUCAGACAGAAAUAAGGAAAAUGGAUUGCAAAUGCCGAACCUAUGCAAAUUUUGUGACAUUAAAGUAACAACCUGCUCAAACCAACAUCAGUGCAAGAGCAACUGCAACAUCACUGCUAUCUGUGAGAAGAACAAUGAAGUCUGUGUUGCUAUAUGGAGACAAAAUGAUGAAAAUGUGACAUUAGAAACAAUAUGCCAUGAUCCCCAGAAAACACUCUAUGGUCACGUGUUGGAUGAAUCCAGCUCAGAGCAGUGUUUGAUGAGGGAAAAGAAGGAAGAUGGGGGAUUGAUGUUCAUGUGUUCCUGUACAGGUGAAGAAUGCAAUGAUAUGCUCAUUUUUCCAUCAGAAUAUGACCCUCAUAAGCCAGAGGAGAAAGAUGAAAUUUCCAAAGUCACAAUCAUAAGUCUUGUCCCAUUACUAGUGAUUUCUGUUGCUGUGAUUGUUAUCUUUUAUGCCUACCGCACUCAUAAGAAAAGGAAACUCAACAAGGCAUGGGAGAAGAAUGUUAAGCCCAGGAAACAUAAGGACUGCAGUGAUGUUUGUGCCAUUAUGUUAGAUGAUGACCGCUCAGACAUCAGCUCUACCUGUGCCAACAACAUCAACCACAACACAGAAUUGCUGCCCAUUGAAUUGGACGUUGUUGUUGGCAAAGGAAGGUUUGCUGAAGUGUAUAAAGCCAAAUUGAAGCAAAACACAUCGGAGCAGUAUGAAACUGUGGCAGUCAAGAUUUUCCCCUAUGAAGAAUAUGCUUCCUGGAAAACUGAGAAAGACAUUUUUUCAGAUGUAAACCUCAAGCAUGAGAACAUUCUCCAGUUCCUGACAGCAGAAGAGCGUAAGACAGAUCUUGGUAAACAGUAUUGGCUGAUCACUGCCUUCCAUGCAAGAGGAAACUUGCAGGAAUAUCUUACACGGCACAUCAUCAGCUGGGAGGACCUUUGGAAACUGGGUGGGUCCUUGGCCCGAGGGGUUGCCCAUCUGCAUAGUGAUCACACACCCUGUGGUCGCCCCAAAACACCUAUCGUGCACAGGGAUCUAAAGAGUUCCAACAUCCUGGUGAAAAAUGAUUUAACCUGCUGUCUCUGUGACUUUGGGUUAUCCUUGAGGCUGGACCCUUCUCUGUCUGUGGAUGACUUGGCUAACAGUGGGCAGGUUGGCACAGCAAGGUACAUGGCCCCUGAGGUUCUAGAGUCCAGGAUGAACCUGGAGAAUGUUGAGUCCUUCAAGCAAACAGAUGUGUACUCCAUGGCUUUGGUCCUCUGGGAAAUGACAUCUCGCUGUAACGGUGUUGGAGAAGUGAAAGAGUAUGAGCCCCCGUUUGGCUCUAAAGUGCGAGAACACCCUUGCGUGGAAAGCAUGAAGGACAAUGUCCUAAGAGACAGAGGGCGACCCGAGAUCCCCAGCUCCUGGCUUAACCAUCAG